AUGUCGUACAAAACACACGAUUUGGUAAUCCUUGUCGUUGGAAGCGGAGGGAGAGAGCAUGCUCUGGCGUGGCGGAUUGCUAAAUCCCCUCUCGUCAAGCGUGUUCAUGUAGCUCCAGGCAACGGCGGCACUGCCAGUAUCGCAGAUGGCAGUAAAGUCGUUAACGUUUCCGGGAUGAGCACAAGUGAUUUCAAGUCGCUUGUCAAAUUCGCUGUUGACGAGCACGUCGACCUCGUUGUGCCCGGUCCCGAGCAACCACUCGUCGACGGCAUCGAAGAAGCAUUUAGGAAGGUCGGGAUCCCGGUUUUUGGACCAACUGCGCACGCCGCGCGCAUGGAAGGCUCAAAAGCCUUCGCAAAGGAUUUCAUGGCUCGCAAUGAUAUACCGACGGCUUCUUACCGCAUCUUUGAACCUUCUCAGUAUGACGAAGCCUUGAAAUAUGUCGAUCAGCAUGGUUUUCAAAACGUUGUUCUCAAGGCCAGCGGCUUGGCUGCAGGGAAGGGUGUACUGCUUCCCGAAACGGCAGGAGAUGCCGAACGUGGUCUCCGCGCAAUAUUACUUGAAAAAGCUUUCGGGGACGCAGGUUCAUCCGUUGUCAUCGAAGAGCGGCUUACUGGCCCGGAACUUUCAAUAUUGGCUUUUUCUGAUGGUUAUACAAUCAUUCCCCUCCCUCCUGCACAGGACCAUAAACGUAUUGGGGAGGGUGAUACUGGGUUGAACACAGGAGGGAUGGGUGCAUAUAGUCCUGCCCCUCCAAGCAUUGCUAGCCCAGGGACCCUAAAAAGGAUACAAAAAGAAGUUCUUCAGCCUACUAUAGAUGGAAUGAGACGAGAAGGAUUCCCCUUCCUCGGCAUGUUAUUCACAGGGCUUAUGAUUACGCCCUCGGGCGAUCCCAAGGUUCUCGAGUAUAAUGUGCGGUUCGGUGAUCCUGAAACAGAAGCCCUGCUCCUCUUGCUGGACGACAACACUGAUUUAGCAGAAAUACUACUUGCUUGCGUCCAUCGUCGUCUUGACGCCGUAAAAAUUUCUUACCGCUCCGGAUCCGCUGUGUCAGUGGUCCUAGCGUCCGGCGGUUACCCAGGGUCAUUCGAGAAAGGAAAAAUAAUCACCAUCAAUGAGGAUGAGAUCCCAAGAGGAGUGCAGAUUUUCCAUGCCGGCACUGCCCUUAACAAAAAGAAGCAAAUCGUCACAUCUGGAGGACGCGUCCUCGUUGUUUCGGCAUAUGCAGAGACUCUCCAGGAAGCGCUUGACCUCGCCUAUCGGGGGAUUCAGAAGGUGAACUUCGAAGGAAUGGUGUAUCGACGAGACAUUGGACACCGAGCCCUCAAGGCACUUCCUUUAGAACAAGGCUUAACUUACGCUUCUGCUGGUGUUUCCAUAGCGGCUGGAGAUGAGCUCGUGAAGGCAAUUAAACCACUUGUACAGUCCACGCGACGCAAAGGUGCCGAAGAAGCAGAAAUCGGUGGAUUUGGUGGCAUCUUUGAUCUCAAAUCCAUCGUGGGGAACGGCCUUGGACAAACGAGGGACCCACUGCUCGUAAGUGGCACUGACGGUGUUGGCACAAAGUUACGUGUCGCCAUUGACGCGGGCAUACACGACACCGUUGGCAUCGACCUUGUCGCCAUGUCCGUGAAUGACCUUUUGGUUCAAGGGGCGGAGCCAUUGUUCUUCCUUGAUUACUACGGAUGCAGCAAACUGGACGUUCCAGUUGCGGUACAAUCUGGUUGUGUUUUGAACGGCGGUGAGACGGCGGAAAUGCCGGGGAUAUAUAAUGAAAAUGAUUAUGAUCUUGCUGGCUUCGCCGUUGGCGUGGUUGAGCGCUCUCUUCUCCUCCCAAGGAAGGACAUUCAAGCCGGAGAUGUACUAUUGGGCAUUGCAUCCUCUGGCCUCCAUUCAAACGGUUUCUCCCUCGUACGGAAGAUUAUUUCCUCAAAAGGGGUUGCCUUUGAGGAUCAAUGUCCAUGGGAUCCUUCGACUACCAUUGGUCGCUCUCUCCUGAUACCGACUCGCAUUUAUGUCAAGUCCCUUUUACCCGCGGCCAAGGCGGGGCUGUUCAAGGGCAUGGCUCACAUUACUGGCGGUGGCUUCAUCGAAAAUAUCCCGCGAGUAUUCCCAAAGUCCUCUGGCCUUGGCUGCUUCGUCGACGUAAAAACAUUCCCUCGACCUCCCGUUUUCUCUUACCUUUCCAAGGUAGGAAAAGUCGAGCAUCGUGAGAUGGCACGUACCUUCAACAAUGGCAUCGGGAUGGUUAUCGUGGUUGAUAAGCAAAAUGUGGAAAAGGCAAGACAGGCGAUCCUCGCCUCGGGUGAAGAAGGAAACGUGUAUGUUAUCGGUGAGGUCACAGAUGAUGAAGGCGUUGAAUUGCGUGGCCUGGUCGCAUGGGACGCGUGA
This is a messenger RNA of Cantharellus anzutake, 2391 nucleotides long. Its product is annotated as aminoimidazole ribonucleotide synthetase. Gene Ontology annotation, cellular component: cytosol. Gene Ontology annotation, molecular function: phosphoribosylamine-glycine ligase activity; phosphoribosylformylglycinamidine cyclo-ligase activity; ATP binding. The transcript is spliced from 10 exons. Gene Ontology annotation, biological process: 'de novo' IMP biosynthetic process; adenine biosynthetic process. NCBI's taxonomy places the organism in Eukaryota, Fungi, Basidiomycota, Agaricomycetes, Cantharellales, Hydnaceae. Bases 1 to 2391 code for a protein of 796 amino acids. The record is from RefSeq and is a predicted model, not a curated record.